This is a messenger RNA of Aspergillus uvarum CBS 121591, 1119 nucleotides long. Its product is annotated as Nif3-like dinuclear metal center hexameric protein. NCBI's taxonomy places the organism in Eukaryota, Fungi, Ascomycota, Eurotiomycetes, Eurotiales, Aspergillaceae. Gene Ontology annotation, cellular component: mitochondrion; cytoplasm. The transcript is spliced from 4 exons. The coding region runs from base 1 to 1119 and encodes 372 amino acids. The record is from RefSeq and is a predicted model, not a curated record.
AUGAACUCUCUGUUUCGGCGAUCGUCGUCUCGUCUUUAUUCCACAAUGGCUGCUUCUGUGAACCCCGCCUCAUCGCCGUUCACCCAGGCUGUCGUGAGCUCCAUAAGGAAGCUCUACCCUGAGUCAUUGGCCGACAAAAGCUGGGACAACACCGGCCUACUCCUCGAGGCCCCCUUCAACGCAUCGCGCCGCCAGAAGAACUCCGUUCUUCUCGCGAUUGACCUCACCAAAGCCGUCGCCGACGAGGCCAUCGCACGCCGCGACUCCAUCGUCGUAGCCUACCACCCGAUCAUCUUCCGCGGCCUCAAAUCCCUCACCUUCAGCGACCCGCAACAACAGACCCUCCUCCGCCUAGCCUCCGAAGGCAUCAGCGUGUACUCCCCGCACACGGCGAUCGACGCGACCCCCGGCGGCAUGGCCGACUGGCUAUGCGACAUCGUCACCGGUUCCCUCACGCCCAUCACGCCGACAAAACCCGCCCUCACGCAGUCCUCCUCCGCCACGUACUCCCACCCAAUCUACCCCGCCCCGCAACCGGCCUCCCCGGCAACCAAAGUCCCCAAGCACACCCGCCACACCAUCCUCCCGUCCCCGCCCCCCCUCCCCGAGGGCAUCGAGGACACCGCCGGCAUGGGCCGCAUCGUGACCUUCACGGACCCGGAGCCGCUGACCGCCAUCAUCGACCGCAUCGCCCAGGGCGUCGGGUUCCCCGGCGGGAUCCCCAUCGCCAUCCCGCAGGGCGCCUCGGUGGAUACCCUGCAAAUCCGCACGGUGGGCGUGUGCCCCGGCUCCGGGUCGGGCGUGUUGAUGAAGAAAUCCCCGAUCCCCGAUCUGCUGUUCACGGGCGAGCUGAGCCACCACGAGGCGCUGGCGGCCAUCGAGCGCGGGUCGGUGGUCGUGGCGCUGGCGCACUCGAACACCGAGCGCGGGUACCUGCGGGCCGUGAUGCGGGAGAAGUUGGCCAAGGAGGUGGAGGCGAACUGGCGGGUGCAGAGGGAGGAAGGGCUGCAGCAGAAGGAUGCGGAGGAGUGGAAGGAGGCGUUUGCCGAUGGCUCGUGUGAGGUGGCGGUUAGUGAGAAGGAUCGGGAUCCGUAUGGGAUCAUGGUGAGACAGGGUUAG